Aspergillus alliaceus is the source of this 872-nucleotide messenger RNA. Its product is annotated as mediator of RNA polymerase II transcription subunit 11. Gene Ontology annotation, biological process: regulation of transcription by RNA polymerase II. Bases 57 to 566 code for a protein of 169 amino acids. The record is from RefSeq and is a predicted model, not a curated record. NCBI's taxonomy places the organism in Eukaryota, Fungi, Ascomycota, Eurotiomycetes, Eurotiales, Aspergillaceae. Gene Ontology annotation, molecular function: transcription coregulator activity. Gene Ontology annotation, cellular component: mediator complex. The transcript is spliced from 2 exons.
GGGGGUAUUACCUUUGCGACCGGAUUUCUGUCCCUAGAUCAUACGCAAACGCAACAAUGGCGGAUAGUAAAGGAUCCGGGAAACCAGAUCCAAUUUUUACACCGGCGGAUAGGAUACGCCAAUUGAAUGAAGUGGACAAGGACGUGGCAAGACUAAUUCACUCUGCUGGCCUCGCGAUCCAAGCCCUCACCAACGCCAGAUCGGGCGACUCGCCAGGUGACAACACCCUCGAUUCCCACAAAGCCCGGUUCAAAGAAGCUACCUCUCAGUACUUUGCUCUCUUGUCGUCCAUUGACGUGCGACUACGCCGUCAGGUCUAUGCCUUAGAAGAGGCUUCUAUACUUGCGCCGGACGCUACUUCCCGGACAGGCGAUCUGCCUGGCGCGAGUGGGGGAGCGGCGGGGGCGGCGAACCCGUUGGAUGUCAGUUGGCUUAACAGCCGAAAGGAUACUGUAGGCAAGGACAAGGAGGCGGAGCUAUGGGCUGCUGCAAGAGGAUUUGUGGAGCAGAUCAGCAAUCCUGGGAUGAAGGGGGAGAGUAGUCAUGAAGGCAUGGAGGUUGAUUGACCACUUAGUUCGACUCUUUUUUCUCUUUACAAGGUGACGGAUGACUCCUAUGAUAAGAAAAAAUGGACGCUGCGAUAUGCUAGCUUCCUUUGCCACCUUCACUCUAUGCGCAGCAGUCUAUCUGGGGAGGUUAUGUCUGAUUCUCACCGUUCAACUUUCUUUUUAACUGUCUUGCUGAAAGCUCGCCUCGAGUCAAGGAAUUUAUGAUACCCAGAGCCAUUGAAUGAAAGAUUUGACCAUUAUCAAGGGUUUUUUGCGUAGAAAAUAAAAUCACCUUCGGCCAAAGAAUUUCGGGCGCGUGUAUAU